Oryctolagus cuniculus (rabbit) is the source of this 7207-nucleotide messenger RNA. The record is from RefSeq and is a predicted model, not a curated record. Lineage: Eukaryota; Metazoa; Chordata; Mammalia; Lagomorpha; Leporidae.
GAGAUGUUCUGCUCUUUAGGAAAUCACCCAGGUUGUCUUUACUUGUGACUUUUAUAUGAUCUUUUAAAUUAAUAUUUCAAAGGCAGAGAAAGAGAGAGAUUUCAUUUACUGGUUCACUCCCCCAAAUGCCUGCAACAGCCAGGGACAGGGCUAGGCCAAAGCUGGGAGCUGGGGAUUCAAUCUGUGUCUCAGAGACCCAAGUAUUUGAGCCAUCACCGGCUGCCUCCCAGAGUGCGCACUGGCAGGAAGCUGGAAUUAAAAGUAGAGUAGGACUUGAACUCAACACUCUGAAAUGUUAUGCAAGCAUCCCAAGUGGUGUUUUAACUGCUAGAGCAAACACCCGUCCUUUUCUAUGAUCUUUUUAUACUCACGGAGCUGGGUGUUGAUAUCUAAUUUCACUCAGCUGUUCAAUAGCAUUAAAGCUUUCAGGGGACUAUCAUGUACACACACAGUUCUUAAACCAGGGGAGGGUAGGAGGUGCUGGGGGUAAUGAGUGGGCAUCAGAUGUCUGUGAGCUCCUGGAAAUCAUAAGAAAAAAUGUAUGCAUGUGUGUAUUUAGGGAAGCUGGGGAGGCCACAAGGAGCUACAAGGAUCAGUGAGAAGGACUCUUUACACAGUCCAGGGUGGGCUUCUGAGGACUCUGAAUCCCUAAUUACUCAAUCCUAUGCACAACGGUUUGGGCAUCUGCAAUUUUCUACAAACAUGGUUGGUCCCUUGUCUUACAUUCUCAGCCAGAUGGUGAUCCCCUAAGAGGUUAAGAACCAUUGGGGCCGGCGCCACGGCUCACGAGGCUAACCCUCCGCCUGUGGUGCCAGCCCCCGGGGUUCUAGUCCCGGUUGCUCCUCUUCCAGUCCAGCUGUCUGCUGUGGCCCGGGAGGGCAGUGGAGGAUGGCCCAGGUCCUUAGGCCCUGCACCCGCAUGGGAGACCAGGAGGAAGCACCUGGCUCCUGGCUUCAGAUCUGCGCAGCUCACCGGCCGUAGUGGCCACUUGGCGGGGGUGAACCAACGGAAAAAGGAAGACCUUUCUCUCUGUCUCUCUCUCUCUCACUGUCCAACUCUGCCUGUCAAAAAAAAAAAAAAAAAAUGGAAUUAGGUAGUGUUCUUUGUUAUUUAUGGGGCCUGGCCAGACUAUAAGUGGAGACUUCUCUUUUUCUUCCCACACCCACUGUUUGCUCGCAUUUGUAGGGGUGUCACAUACUACCCUGCAUAUCCAAAAUUCAGUCUGUAUGCCCUUCACACACAAUCAGAGCUUAGGGUGUGUACCUUAGCCUACCCUCAAGAAUAUAUACCUGGAGUUGAGCCCUGAGUAGGUCUUGGAAGUGAACUCAGUCAUUUGGUCCACAAAAUCCAGGGUUCUGGGUUCCUGGAGAAUGGUCUAGAAGUGUGUUUGUGAGUAGCCUUGCAGUUUCCAGGUGGGCACUUUCUAAAUAAAUACUCUUGGAAACCUCAUCCCAUAAGGAUAGUGUGGAGCCCUUUGUCCAGAUUUAAGUCAAUUCUAGCAUUUAGUCCUGGUCUUGACACAGCCCCUAUGAGGAGUCUGAGGGUCUUGGAGAAGGUAGCCCCACAUUAAGGCUCAAGAAAAGGGCCAUCCUUGUUGAUGCAGUGGAACCUGCUUCUGACUCCCCCUCAAUUCACAAAAUGUCUGCUAUGACAAGGUCUCUAUGACGUAGAUUUAGCUCACCUGAAUACGACAUAGCUGGCUCUUGGGUUAUGUACAGCAUAGGUUUAAGAUAGAACUAAUUCACCCUGUGCUAUGUCUUCCCUGGUCUGUGUUGGAUGUACUUAACUACAAGGAUUGUUCAUGUAAGAUUCGAAUCAAUAUAAAAUCAAUAUAAAAUGCUCUUAAUUUAUAAAAAGAGCUGUGCUUCUGGGAAGAAUCUUUUAAACAUAAUUUUCCUUAUUUGAAUCUUGUUCAGCUUGGCUUGUGGAGAGGGCUCAAUAUUUAAAAUAAAUGAGAUAAAGGGAGAAUAUUUUUGUAAAAUAAAUAGUCACCUGGUUCAUUCUAAUGGUCUAACUCUUAAUGUUUAGGUGCUAUCAAUAUUCGCAUUGCUGUGUUGACAUUGCACACAGAGCUGGGUUGUACCUGGAGGAGCUCAUGACACACAGCUUGCUGGGAAGCUCUGACCUUGCAGUUGGAGCACUUCACACAGUCCCCCUUACUACUACUACUUCUUUCCAGGAAGAAGAAGAAACACAAGAUUUCAAAAAUCUUAUUAUUACUGAGCACGGUAGAGGGCUGUCAGGCAGAAGUCAGAUCUCCAAAAAAAUCCCUGUUGCAGUUAUGGGCCACCUAAUCUCUCCUGCCCACUCUACCCUCUGGGAUGCAGGAUGUGUUCUGACCUGUGGUUUCUACCCAGGCUAGUCAACUCUUGAAAAUGAUUCCUACCACGUCAGCCUGGGAAAUAGAAGGUGGACCAGGUUUCUGAGACCAGGGAGGGGAGCUCUUUCAGGAACACCAACAGUCAGCAGUGUCCCUACCCUUCCACACCAAAAGUGCUGCUUCUGCUGCCACUGCUCAGUGCAUGAUGGCCAGGCUGCAGUUGCACUGUCGAGCAUGUCAGGAGAGGCUAAAGAAAGGAGUAGAGUCACCAGCACACGGGCUGAGGCACAGAGGGCCCUGCAGAGAGCUCUAAAGAGGCGGUUUCUAAGGGGGAUACCCUUAGGUGGGGUAGACACCAAGUGGGAGGCAGGAUGGGGUUUCCCAUUCUUGGGGGCUUUUGUUCACUGAACAGGGAGUCCCCUUGCCCUUUUCCCUCCCUUUUGGGUUCCCCGACAGCCCACUGACUCCAGCAACUGCACUUUGCUUCGAGAGUAUGCUGCCCUUCGCGCAGUCUGCGCCUCUCUUGAUCAUCAACAGGCAAACCACACCAGUGGGGGAGCUGAGUCACAGGCACAUGGUGUAGGGCCGGGAGGGGAUGGGGACCACACUGCACUGGGUGAUGUAACUUUCAGAUCCCUGUCCCUUUACUUUCCUUGGAGCCUGUCCUUCCUGGCAUUCCUCACUACUUGUGUUUAGGGGUUGUGUAUGUCUGUGUUGGAGGAAGGCUGUUUCCCUCUGUUUACAUACAUAUUAGAGGGAUGGAUGAUUUAUGUAUUUGAUACAGGUGUCUACUGUGUCACUGGGUGUGGUGAUGUGCGUUAGAAUGCUCAGAAAUGGAAAAAAUUAGCAUUCACAGUAGCAGAUGAAUACAGCUUGCCCAUUUGCAUUUUCCCUUUCACUCUGACUCAUUGCCCCUCUCCCCACUCUGUUGCCCCUCUACCAGCCUCACCCACCACACACCCUGUCGGAUCUAGGAAGGAUCAUCACCUGCCUAUACCCAAGUUAGAUGGGAGGAAAAGCAGCGGGUCUGAAAGGCGACAGGAGGCGGGUCUGAGGACGCGGGAGUCCUAAGCCACAGGGAGGAACGGUGGCUUAGAGACGCAGUAUUUGGAUGUAGGAAGGGACCAGGACGUAGGGAAGAGGGCUAGGAGGAAUCAAGCUGUCUGUCAGAGGCAGCCUGGCACUGCUUUCCAGUCACUUAGUACACAUGCGUGACACACAUAACAUGAUCGACAUGUGUUAAACGAAGGGAUACUCUCCUCCAUUCUUAGGGAUAACGGGAUAGUAAGAGACAGAAUCUCUCCGACCUCAUUGCUUCCGCAGGUUAAAGAGUGCUAAAGUGUGAAAAGAGGGGAAGUCUCUGGGGACCCUGACCCCUUCGGCAGGAAGUGAAAGGAACUCCUGAGUCCUAAUUUCAGAGAAAAGCCAUUUGUCAUCAGCCCAAGAAAUGGAGGUUUUCUCUUCGAAGACCACCGCAGGCCCUUCCUGGGGUUGCCCCUCUGAGAGCUUGAUGGGAGGAUCUGAGUCACUCACACACCCUGUCCUCAGUGGUGGCCCAGAUGACAAGGGGUCAUCCUACAGAGCAAGGGAGGCUUCUUAGUACCAAGCCAGGGGAGGGGGCACACGCUUUGGCAUUCCUAUUCCCUCUCCUGGGAACCUGAUGUUUCCGCCCUUUUCGCUUCUGAGGCCACAGAAACAGCUAUUGGCCUAAUUAGAGCUGUACUGUCACCCUUAAGAAACGGCACUACCAUCAGAAUGUUGCUGUGACCUGAGAGAGCACACCUGAAUUCAUCGUGGCAUUUCACCUUUACUCCGGCCUCUAACAGGGGUAACUGGGCGGCCUGCCCAGGGUCACUCAGCUAGUAGCGGCAGAGAGCCGGGGAUAUAAAGCCACACCCCAUCGGGGGACUGUGGCAGACUGAUGCUUGGGACAUCCAAUGGAGGACUGUGAGCUCAGGGGCGGGACUAGCUCCUCCGGGGGAGGGGGACCUGCAGGAGCCCCAACAGUUCAGAGCAUGCGGCGUCAGUGUCGAGGAGGCAGCUGCAACUGGUGAGUGGUUGCUUCUCCCCAGACGAGGCUUUCCUCCCAUCACUGCCCUUGCUGUCCACUCCCUGCCACCUGCAGCCCCUCACUGAGGUGUCCCUGAGGGUCCUCCCCCACAGUGGCACUGUACCGGGGACUGGGCCUGCUGGGAGCAAAGGUGCUCAGGUUCUUUCUCUUUGUAUCUGGGUUUCUAGUUCUCUUCUUAAAAGCCAAUGUGGUCAUUUUGAUGUGUGACAAGCUCCCGCCUUGUUGGGUUCUGUCUUCUGUUCUUUACUUUUUCGCUUAUGAAAAACAAAAUUAAACCAUCUCUUUAUGCUAAUCCUGAGAGGAAACAGCCUGGCUCCUCAGUGUCUCCAUGCCCUCUCCUCCCACUUUCUCAGAGCUCAAUGCUUUCGCUGAAGUCUCCCUCCCUCCCUCCUUACCAGGCCAGCAGCCUCUCUCCCCGGCUCUGCACCGCCCUUGUCAGAUGCAACUGGUCUCAGUCCUUCUGUGAGGGUGUGCUUGAGUGUCCAUCUCAGGCCCUGCAGCCCGGCCCAUCUUGUCCUCUCUCUCUCUCAGGCAUGAUGAUGGGCUUGUGGAGGGAGGACCCACUAGCUUUCUAAGCUCUCCCCUGAAGCUAUGUCCUGCUCCAUCUUUGUUGCUGGGCUUUUGUGCUGAUGCCUUUGGAAUGAGGGGCGCCUGGCCUGCUCGGUGGUCUUGCCCACAGCGGGACCCCUGGGGAGCAGUUUCAUUUUCUUUAAGUCAGAGAUUGCCAGCUGGCGGGCCCUCCUAUACCUGUUCUGAACACACUGCUUGGUAUUUGCAUUAAUGGCCUGCCUCUUGCUCUUUAAGUCCUGAAUUGGAUCUUUUUUUUCCAUUUUCCCACCUUUCUGGCUCCACCCCUGGCUUCUGUUGAUUCUAGACGAGCUCAGGUCCUCUCUUGGGUUAGUUUAUUUGCUGCAUUCAGGACAGAGCUUCGAUGUAGGACCAGCAACCGGCAACUCACUCUUUCUCCACUCCCCUCCACAGGCUUGAGAACAUGCUGCUCCUCCUUCCCCACUCCGCCACGGAGCCCUCGCUGUGGCCUGCCUCUCAGAGCCUCUGACACUGGUACCCAGGCAAGGCACGAUGCCCCAGCCGCCCCCAAGACUGAUUAGCCCCUACGGCUCUGAUCGGCUGGUACGGCUGGCAGCCAGGCUCCGGCCAGCACUGUGUGACACCCUGAUCACGGUAGGGGGCCGGGAGUUCCCUGCCCACAGCCUGGUGCUAGCAGGCGUGAGCCAGCAGCUGUGCCGAAGGGGCCAGUGGGCUCUGGCAGAAGGUGUCAGCUCUUCCACCUUUGCCCACCUUCUGAGCUUUGUUUAUGGGGAGAGCGUGGAGCUUCAGUCUCGGGAGCUAGGGCCCCUUGAGGAGGCAGCCAAGGCCCUGGGGGUACAGGCCCUGGAAGAGGCAUGCAGGAGGGCUCAGAGGGAUAGGGCUAAAGAAGAACUGGACCUAGGGCUAAAGAAACAGGAGGAGGAGCAGGAGAAACCCACAGGGGGCUCUGGGAGAGGACUGGGAGGCCUCGAAGAGAAUCAGGAACCGGAGAGCUUUAGAACUGCCGGGCGCGAUCCGGAGACACUGCACAAGCACAAGUCACCAGGAGCCAGUCCCGAGAGGACAGAGGCAGGGCGCGGAGGGCAGUGGGCGCAGAUGGGAUCUGAGGAGGAGAGACGCAGCCGAUGCCCUCGUGGCCAGGAGCAAGGAGUGGUGGCGUGGGUGAGGCAGAGUCCAAGGGGCUCUGAAGAAAGGCUGUGGGAGUUCCCUGGCCCCCUUCCCCCACCAGGUUCUCUCCAAACCAGCGACCUCCCCAGGCCCUGGUGGGCGGAGGCCCCGUGGCUGAGGGAGGGCCAGCCUGCCCUCUGGACCUCGCUGUCGUGGCCGCCCUUCUCCCAUAGCACCCCCAGCACGGGAGCCUGGCAGAAGGUCUGGCCUCUGCACCAGAGGGUCCCACUGUCCCUGAACCCCCGCAAAGGGCUCUGUAGUCAGAACCAGCUGGCCUCCUCCAGCCCCACCCCAGGUUCCCUCCCUCAGGGCCCUGCACAGCUCAGCCCUGGGGAGACGGAAGAGUCCCAGCAGGGGCACACAGGCGCACUUGCAACCUGCAUGGAUCAGGAGGUCACUGCAGGUCACCCAUUUCGCCAACGCCCUCCCCCACCCCCUCCUGCCCGGUCUCGGCCCUAUUCUUGCGCUGUCUGUGGAAAGAGAUUUUCACUCAAGCAUCAGAUGGAGACGCACCACCGAGUGCACACAGGAGAGAAGCCCUUCUCCUGUGGCCUCUGUCCUCAGCGCUCCAGGGAUUUCUCAGCCAUGACCAAGCACCUGCGGACGCACGGGGCAGCUCCCUACCGCUGCCCUCUGUGCGGGGCGGGCUGCCCCAGCCUGGCCUCCAUGCAGGCGCACAUGCGCAGCCACUCGCCCAGCCAGCUCCCUCCCGGAUGGACCAUUCGCUCCACCUUCCUCUACUCCUCCUCUUCCUCCUCCUCCUCCUCGAGGCCGCCCCGGGCCUCGACCUCUCCCUGUGGUCCUUCCUCCACCGCCCGACAAGCUGUUUGAAGUUUCUUUGGUCUUAGCCAGGAGUCCAACUAAAGAAUGAAUGGCGGGUAGGCUCCGCUUCUGCCCCGGCACCGCUGCCGCGUAGGUCUAGCAAAUUCCGCUCCAGACACGCUGCAGGAAGGGCGCCGAGCGCGCUUUCCCUGAAGUCCUCGGGUCGCACCCCUGUCGGGUGAACUGAAGCCUGCAAGAGCGAAGGUUAACUGUAUGAGGAUUGUCGGCUGCAUCACCAUAAUAAAGAGUUUCCUGUGCUUUUCGCUCUGGGCAAGAAA